CGGGCUGCCCGCGGAGCUGGGGGAAGGGAGGAAGCGCACAGAGGAGAGAUCCCCGCCAGGACAGAGUGUGCCUGGGGAGGGGAGAAGGGGCAGGCCGGGGAGCGGGGAGUGUCGCCAGCAGGAAGCCAUCCCUCGUAGUUCGAGCGCGGCCCGGCUCGGCCGGCCCUCCGUGACGUUACUCAUCUUCCAGGGAUCUCUCCUCUCGUCUCUUCCCCUCCCCUCCCUCUUACCCUCUUUCCUCUCUCCCUCUCCCCCCUCCUCCCUGUCCCCUCCCCCUCUCUCCCUCGCAUCCCAGUCUCUGCACAUCUCUCUCCAUCAGCUUCCUCCGGACCUUCACCGCCACCACCAGCAGCAGUAGGAGCAGCAGCACCUCGGUGGUCGCGGCAGCAGGAGAGGGACCGCCAGCGGCUCCCCCCCCCCCCGGGGCUCCCACCCCCCUUUCCUCCUCCUCCUCCUCCCUGCCCUGCCCUUCCCUGCUCUGCUCGAAAGGGAUCUCCCUUCUCUCUUUACUCAGCCCCCCCACUGCUGCUGCGCCCCAGGAUCCCAGCCCCCCUCCGCCUGCCCGCCCCCCUCCAGAGCCCUAGAAGCCGCGCGGUGGAGACAAGGAUGUGACUGCACCCGUGGGGCGGAGGGUGCACUCAGCGGCGGCGGCUGCGGUCCGAGCGAAGCUGCGGACGCCCGGGGCUCCCUCUCUCCUAGCUCGCCCUCUCUCCUCCGGCUUCCCCCAGUCCCUCCUCCGCGGCCCCGGGCCGUCUCGCUGCCCCGACCCCGUGCCUCCCGGCUUGCCGCCUCGGGGCACCCUUCCCCUGCCCCGGACCGCCCCUCUUCGGCCGCCCCCCUGCUCCAGCGCUGACCCUGUCCGCAGGCGGGGAAGGAGGAGGAGGAGGAGGCGGCGCCGCCAAACCACCCGGCGAGAACAUGUCGGAAGUGUUGCCGUUUAACGAGGAAAAGCUGGGGCACUAUGGAGACGGGGGGGACGUGGGCCAGAUCUUCACGUGCCGCCUGCAGGAUACCAACAACUUCUUCGGGGCGGCUCAGAACAAGAGACCGCCCAAACUGGGCCAGAUCGGCAGGAGCAAGAGAGUUGUUAUUGAAGAUGAUAGGAUUGAUGACGUGCUGAAAAAUAUGACAGAAAAGGCACCUCCUGGUGUUUAAAGCCCCCAAAGACACUGAGUUAAGGGAGAAAAUGAUGAUAAUAAACACAGCAACUUCACACAGUUUAUUGGCAAAAACAAAAACAAAAACAAAAAAAGCACUUUGAAAAAAAUCUUCAUUACUCUAGCCUGCAGUCCACAAUGCCGACACACCACCAACCUGUAUCUUGUGUCAGGCCUGGGGACAGAAGAGGUGUGAGAAUAGCAAGGACCGGAAAGGCUCUAGGGUCCUCUGCAGAAACAAAAACAAAAAAAAAGCAAAAAAAAAAAGCAAAAAGAAAUUAUUCAGUAAAUCAGUGAAUAGAUAUACACACACCCAUAAGGAAAUCGACAUCAGCUGCAGCUGUUUGUCUAAAUUAAUAUGCGUUUCCUUUUAUAUACAGUGAAUAUUGCGCAAUUCUAGACCUGGAUUUCCAGCCACUUUAAAUAAUGCAGCAGCAGCAGCAGCUACCGCCUGCCCAGCAAAAUGCCUCCGGGUUCCUGGUGGGAGGGGGGGGGGGGCUGGCAUCCCCUUUGCUGAUCUGGCUGCCCUGAAAGUCAGCCUUUUGUUUACAUUAUUCCCAUCUGGCAAAAAUGAUUCUGUGCACUUAGAUGUGAAAUGCUGUCCGUUUCAUUUUUACAGAAAUGUUCAUAUCCUUGGAUGUGUGUAAAACAAAACAAAACAAACAAAAAAAAGCAAAAAAAAAAGCAGAAUGACAUAUAUAUAGAUAGUUAUUCUAUUUCGUUUUCCCGCCACCUUGGAAGGUCUCCCUUGGUGGGAUGUUUCGUGCGCUCGACAGAACAAAACCAACCCACUUUCCCUAAGGAAUGCCAUCUAGGAAGAGUUUUCUUCUGUUUUCAAUGUGCUGUGAAGCUUGUGAUCUCUGGACUGCUUGCAAGCAAUCCGGGCUCCAGUUCACAUGGAGGAAUUUUAUUUGUGACGGGAGGAGGAAGGGGAAAACACACAAACAAACAACCCCCACCCAACCUUCUUGGAUCUGUUGUAUGAGCCCCCACCCUUGUUCUUUCCUCCUCCCGGUGUUGUGGCUAUUCAUCCUCUUCAAUGAAUGGAUUGUACAAAAAUGUGAUCACGAGAGUGCCAAAUAUCUGGAAAUGCCAAAAGGCAGUUUGGUUUGGUUCCCCUUUUCUGUGCUCCCUGAGCCCAUGUAAAGCAGUGCUUCGUUGGAGUCUCUCUUUUCUGGGUUAUUUCUCGGGCUUUCUUAAAGCAGAACUGCUCUCCUUUUUGCAUGAUGUUUGCAGAGAUGCCUCUUGCGCAGGGGGUGGGGGUGGGGGGUCUUUUCACCAUUUUCUUUUCUUCUUUUGGGUUUGCAACUUUGGAUGACAAACCUCAAAGAGGUUUCUUUCUCCUUCCCUCCGACCGUCCCCCUUUCCCCUCCUUUUCUUAAUUCAAUAUUGUGUAUAUGGUGCACUGUUAACCACUACACAGGGCUAUUUCUGCAAUGUACAAUAAAAGGGACUGUUCCUGUGUCUAA
Messenger RNA from Monodelphis domestica (gray short-tailed opossum), 2626 nucleotides. RefSeq names its product calcium/calmodulin dependent protein kinase II inhibitor 1 (gene CAMK2N1). Gene Ontology annotation, molecular function: protein kinase binding; calcium-dependent protein kinase inhibitor activity. Gene Ontology annotation, biological process: negative regulation of protein kinase activity. The record is from RefSeq and is a predicted model, not a curated record. Lineage: Eukaryota; Metazoa; Chordata; Mammalia; Didelphimorphia; Didelphidae.